AUGGUAUUAAAUGUAGCUUGUUUCUUCUCACAUUAUCUUGUAUAUAAUACUACUUCCAACAAUCAUUCUAAUACUGAUAAAAACAAUCAUAACUCUGAAAUUACUCAUCAACCUAAUUUAGUUCUAAUCAGUUUAAAUGGUCUAAUCUGGUAUCAAGGUAAUAUAUUAGCUGGUACUAAUGAUCCAGAUCCAUUGGGUCAAUUAAAUUGCCUUCAACAAACAUUUGAAUGGGCAAGAAAACGAAAGGAUAAAGAUCCUGAUCAUCAUUUGUAUCCGGAUCAACAUAUUCUUAUCUCAUUAUCAUUACCAAAUCAAACUGAUCAAAAGUUAUAA
Messenger RNA from Schistosoma bovis, 333 nucleotides. The record is from the annotation of a GenBank genome assembly. NCBI's taxonomy places the organism in Eukaryota, Metazoa, Platyhelminthes, Trematoda, Strigeidida, Schistosomatidae.